Molecule: messenger RNA, 1467 nt
Organism: Batrachochytrium dendrobatidis JAM81
Lineage: Eukaryota; Fungi; Chytridiomycota; Chytridiomycetes; Rhizophydiales
Exons: 4
Coding region: 1-1467 (488 amino acids)
Biological process (GO): proteolysis
Molecular function (GO): aspartic-type endopeptidase activity
Source: RefSeq, a predicted model, not a curated record
AUGUACCAGAUUCAAAACACUUUCAUCACACUACUCGAUACAAUGUUGAUUACUCUAGAAUGCGUUCUACUUGCGUUACAAGCGGUUGCUGCAGUUCGACUUGCAUUACACUCACCUUCUGGGAUUGACAGUCAAUCAAGCAAUAGGCUGUCAAAACGAUCACCCGUUGAAUUGGAUGGUGAUAUCACAAAAUGCUACACAAUUAAAUUUAAUGUCGAUGGAGUCAAUUUGAAUUUACGAGUCGAUUCAGAUGCCUCCAAUAUAAUCGUACCACUUCCUAGUUCAAGCAACGAUGUAGGUUUGGCUAUACAAAGUACUCCAAGUGGGGAACCCGUUACUAUAAAGUACAGAGGCAAAGAGUAUAAUGGAGUUACAUCUACAGCCGCUGUGACGAUUCCGGGUACUAGUAUAACUGACAUCAAUUUACCAAUACUAGCAGUUGAAAAACUAUCACCAUAUCUAGUUGGUAUUGGUGGAACACUCAAGCAAGGAGUAUUUGGGUUUGGUCAUUCCUUGUUGUCAGAUCGUCAUUCACAAACCACUGCAAUGGAUGCUUUGUACACCAAUGAUGUCAUUCCCAAUAACGAGGUUGGCAUUCAACUAUGUCCGUAUGACAUGUUGCAGGAAAGUUUCAUCAAUAUAGGAAACACAGACAUAACUGCAAAAUGCGGAACAGAUGGAAACAGUGUUGCAUGGGUACAAUCACCAUCGAACGAUCAAUUUAGUGUCAACAUCAAGAGUAUGCUAGUUAAUGGCAAAAAAGUGGAUCUUCCCGAGGAAUUUCAACAAGUUGUGGAAAAUGGACGUGCUUUGUAUUCAUAUCUACGUACAUGUUCUACGUAUAUGUAUCUUCCUAAAGUAGUUGUAAAAGCGUUGAUUGAUGCUAUUCUUGAUAGCAAUGCGAUUACUUUUAAAAGUAUAUUAUUUAAAAACAAACUCGGCAAAAAAAUAAUUAAAAGGAUACUACAAAGAAACUCUCCAAUACCCAAAUUCGAUUUUAAUAUCGAUUGGGGCAAGCUGCCGACAAUUACAAUUGUAAUGUUUUCUCAAAACCCAGUAACUGAUGCCAAUUGCAAUUCCGUUGUAACAAUCAAGUUGGGUCCCAAAGACUAUAUACAGAGAGUUGAUUCUAAAAAUUACCUGUUUACUGUAGCAGCUGGUCCAAAUGACAAUGUAGUUCUUGGUACAUCAUUUAUGACCCGACUUAUAUUGACAUUUGAUCGAGUACAUAAACGCAUUGGGUUUGGUCCUGGAUGUGGAUGUGAAGUCAUGGCCGAUGGAUAUCCUACUAUUUCGGACCAUUAUCGAGUGCUUUGGCCAUUAACACAAUUGCCUGAACAACCAAGUACUUCAAGUUCAGAUGUCACAUCUACUCUUAGGAGAUCAUUGUCGCGAUUUGGUAGUACUCUCCGUGAUAGUAUUCGUCGUGGUACCAAGCGGCUAAAGUUUGGUUACAAGAAAAUUUGA